Molecule: messenger RNA, 2791 nt
Organism: Colias croceus (clouded yellow)
Lineage: Eukaryota; Metazoa; Arthropoda; Insecta; Lepidoptera; Pieridae
Gene: Axud1
Exons: 2
Coding region: 516-2714 (732 amino acids)
Biological process (GO): regulation of transcription by RNA polymerase II
Cellular component (GO): nucleus
Molecular function (GO): sequence-specific DNA binding; DNA-binding transcription factor activity, RNA polymerase II-specific
Source: RefSeq, a predicted model, not a curated record
UUAAAACUUGCCUGCGUCGCUCGAGAGUCGUCCAACACGAUUACGCGAGGUAGGAAUACCGUGUUCGGGUGCAGUAAAAGUGAGCUCUCUCCGUAGCUUUAAAUACUGACAUUUUAGUGCUAUAUAAUAUUAUUUAUAAUUACAUUUGUGCAAAUCGUGAAAUGUAAUCUAUCUCUUCCUCUACGUUUAACGAGACAGUGUAUGAGUGGAACAGUUUUAUCAAAAUAAGGUUGAAAAUAAAUAAAUAGAGAACAGAUCGGCGCGUCGCAGGACUUGUAAUAAUAAAAAAAGAACCUUAUUGUGCAGUGUUUUAAAGUACUAUUUGUGUAAAUUUAAACGUUGACGUACAAAUUAAAAGUUAUGACUAAAUAUUUGCAGCAAUGCUGAGUUAUGAUAUGAACAGUACGAAUUGUGUGGUAGAGAACGCGAGCCGUUUGACGAUCAUGGAUUGGAAAAUACAAUCAAAUGCAUGCCGAUGAAGUGCGACGAGGACACAGCCUUUGUAACAGAUUAAAAUGGAUACUACCAAGACGAUGGAAACCAUCGAUGACCAGCAAAAUUUAGAAAAUAAUCAUCAAUCUGCAGUUACAAUGGAAGAAAAAGAAUCGGCUCUACCUGUGAUAAAUGAUAAGAAUAGUGACAGUGAUGGUAACAGUGAAGAUCUUAGCAGUAAUGACGAUCAAAACAUUGUGAAUAAUAUCAACUCUCAGUUUUAUGAGAGUAGUGAUAGUAAAGUAGAUUACGCUGAAAAAUUAGACGAUAAUGACACUUUGAGUGAUAUUGAUGACAUAAAAACGGACACGGCAUCCGCUGAUAGUGAAGACUCUGCCCUAGGCAGUCUUCCACCGGACGGUGCACUUAAUGAUAGAGAGGAGGACGGACAAGACCGUUCCGAUGGAAGUGAUUCUGGUCUUGGAUCAGAAACGGUAGAAGAUGUUAAGUUACCCAGUUUCGAUUUAGUAUUGCCCUGCCCUGGUAACGAAGAGAGUGCUAGUAAAGAAGUCGCAAAUGAGGAGAGUUCUAUAAAUAUUCAUGUUGAUGCGGAAAACAAUAGUCAAAUUCCAGACACAGAAUUGAAGAAACCCCUAAAACGAUGUCUCAAGAGGAAAUGCGAAGAAGAAAAUAUUGAUGGCCCUGUUAUUAAAAAGAAAAAGGAAUCGAUAAAAUUCGACAAUGUAACAGUGUUUUAUUUUCCAAGAGCACAAGGGUUUUCGUGUGUGCCAUCACAAGGGGGUUCUACGCUUGGUAUGGAAUGGGAACAUAGUCACAUACAGAAAUUUACUUUAGCUGAACAUGCUUUAGAACAAAGAAGAUUGCAUCGACAGAUAUUACAACAAUUAAAGAGCGAACGGCAUUCAGUUCAAGGCGUAUCUCUAUCAUCGAGUGAAGACAGUGACACGGAAGAAGAAACUAGCGACAUUUCUGAAUCAGAGCUAGAUUUAGAUAGCUACUAUUUUUUACAGCCUGUUCCUACAAGACAGAGAAGGGUCUUACUACGUGCGGCUGGAGUGAGAAAAAUAGAAGGCUAUGAAAAAGAUGAAUGUAGAGAUAUACGAACAUCAAGAGAGUUUUGUGGAUGUGCUUGUAAAGGUGUAUGCAAUCCCGAUAGUUGCUCAUGUAGCAUGGCAGGCAUAAAAUGUCAAGUUGAUAGACUUAAUUUUCCAUGUGGCUGUACGAGGGAUGGCUGCGGCAAUACAUCCGGCCGAAUUGAGUUUAACCCAAUAAGAGUAAGAACUCAUUUUAUAAACACCCUAAUGAGAUUAGGACUCGAAAAGAAAAAUGAAGAAAACCAGGAAGCUGCUAAACGACAGUGGGCUGCAGUUCAUAACAUCAAUAAUGCAUCUCCGUGUAUUCCGCACACAUCAUAUAAUAAAGGUCAUUCGCAGAAUGCUGAAAAUAAUACAUUACAUAAUAGAAAUUCUCUACAUACUUCUCAAAUAGACAAUUGCAUUAAUAUCGGAGCUUUUAACAAUAUUCACUGUGAUGUUAAUAGCUCCAACGCAUCUAGAAGUAUUCACGAGGAUAACGUGAAUCAAAAGAAUGGAAAGGAACAAAAUAUCUUAAAUUUCAGUGACAAAUCGGAUCAUCGUAAUCACGACCCCUAUACAUGUAGCAUACUUCAAGGCAAAGGCCCACCUUAUCCACUGACCAACAAUAUGGAUUUUAAUAUGUCUAAUAACAUACAAAGAUAUUCGUGUGAUCUCAAUUACACUUAUGAACAGCCGCAUGACAACCAUGCAUUUAAAUCAUUACAGAGCUAUUCAGCAACAAGCUUUGAAGAGUUUGCUCAAAAUUCUCACAUAUCAAUGUUCAACCCUUAUGGGCACACAUAUACAACUGAGUAUAUGUGUAAAUCUAAUUCAAGCGUGGAGCAUAACUCAUUACAAUACCACGGUAUAGCACAAAAUCACUACGAUAUGUAUAAAAAUACAUCUGCGUGUGUAAGUACCCAAAAUAAAUCUGACUCAAAUUAUUCAGCGCUCAUGUCGAUGCCAUAUCAAUCUAGCAAUAAGUUGCAAUCUGUAGAUAACGAUGAGAACUGGUUCAGUCAGAAUACACUUCUAAACUUGGACAGCAGCGAACAAACGACGCAGGACGCUUCCGAUGCGUCAUCGCAGCCGACGCAAACAUCGUCAGAAGGCGACGCCAGCGAGGUAACCGAAAACUUCGGGGAACUCAUCAAGAAGACAAUGGUAGAGUCUGUCAUUGUGUAGAUGAAUUAAUUGUUGUAUUUAAUAAUUUCAGUGAAUUAUCAUGUUAUUAAGUUUUUAAUUAUAUUAAUUGGACAUUC